Molecule: messenger RNA, 2875 nt
Organism: Eptesicus fuscus (big brown bat)
Lineage: Eukaryota; Metazoa; Chordata; Mammalia; Chiroptera; Vespertilionidae
Gene: DLGAP5
Product: DLG associated protein 5
Exons: 19
Coding region: 99-2639 (846 amino acids)
Biological process (GO): centrosome localization; signaling; chromosome segregation
Cellular component (GO): spindle pole centrosome; cytoplasm; nucleus
Molecular function (GO): microtubule binding
Source: RefSeq, a predicted model, not a curated record
AUUUAGCUGGGGCCCGUGUUGUAGACGUUCCUGCUUCAGGGGCAGCGUUGGUUUCCAGACCGAGAGAGUUCUUUGCUCUUUGCUUGACCUGCCUCAGGAUGGCUUCAUCACAUUUUGCCAGUCGACGCAGAAAGGAUUUAAGUACUGAUAUGAUUAGAACUAAAAUUGCUCAUAGGAAAUCUCUGUCUCAAAAAGAACACAGACAUAAGGAAUAUGAACGAAAUAGACACUUUGGCUUGAAAGAUGUCAACAUUCCAACCUUAGAAGGUAGACAUCUUCUUGAAUUAGACGAGACAUCUCAAGAGCUUGUUCCAGAAAAGGCCAGUGUCAAGCCAAAGUCAGUGAAAACUCUUCUACAUGAGCAACGGAAACAAAUGCUCCAGAAAUACAAAGAAGAAAAGCAACUUCAAAAAUUGAAAGAGCAAAGAGAGAAAGCUAAACGAGGAGUGUUUAAAGUGGGUCUUUAUAGACCUGAUGUGCCUUCAUUUCUUUUUUCAAACCGGAAUACUACGAAAGCUGAGCCAAUAAAGGCUGUUCCAUCUUUUGUACGGAUGACAAGGUCAAAGACCAAAGACCAAAUGGAGCAAACUAAGAUUACUAUUGGGAAUGAUGUUCAAACAACUCGGCCUGGUCAAAGACCAACUUCUGAAAAGAAAGUGUUGAACAAAGAGAAAAAAGUUGAACAGCCUGAAAUGCCCACAUCAAUAAGAAUGACUCGAUCAGCUACUCUAGCAGCAAAGCAGAUGGCUAGAACAGUCUCAUCUACUACAACAAGAAAGCCAGUGACAAGAGCUACUAAUGCUAAUGAAGCAGAAAGAAAAGCAACAAAUCAAGGAAGGCCUGCGAAAAAUGUAGAAACUAAACCUGACAAGGUCAUUUCUUUUCAAGUUGAUAGUGAAGAAGAUAAUUUGGAUUCGCACACCACUGCAACAAAUGAUGGAGUCUUAUCAAAAAUGGAAAACUUACCUAACACAAAUACUGCAAAAAUGAAAGGAAAGAAUUCCUUCGCACCUAAAGAUUUUAUGUUUCAGCCACUAGAUGGUCUGAAGACCUAUCAAGUCACACCUAUGACUCCAAGAAGCGCCAAUGCUUUCUUGACACCCAGUUACACCUGGACCCCUUUAAAAACACAAGUUGAUAAGACUCAAGACACAACAAAAGAAAUCUUGGCACAAAAAUGUAAAAUUGACUCUGCCAAGACAGUACAUCAGGAUUCAAAUAAAUUACAGUAUCCUCUGGAUUCUGUGACAGUUUGGAAUAAAGAAAAUGUCUUAAAUACAAAUGAUACUACUAAAAAUUCAAGUGGCUUUCCAAUAAAAGAAGUCCCGUCACUUGAAAUAAAUGAAGAUCAGUUAUCUCAGCCACAGCAUGAUGUGCCAUAUUUCAGAAAUAUUCUCCAGUCAGAAACUGAGAAAUUAACUUCUCACUGCCUCGAAUGGGACAGGAAGCUUGAAUUGGACAUCCCAGAUGAUGCUAAAGAUCUUAUUCGCACAACAGUUGGUCAAACAAGACUCCUUAUGAAAGAAAGGUUCAAACAAUUUGAAGGCCUAGUGGAUGAUUGUGAAUAUAAACGAGGUGAAAAGGAGACUACCUGUACAGAUCUGGAUGGAUUUUGGGACAUGGUUAGUUUCCAGAUAGAAGAUGUAAACCAGAAGUUCAAUAAUCUGACCAAACUUGAGGACUCUGGGUGGCAAAAUAAUAAUAAUAUAAGCAAAAAGGUCUUUCGGAAAAAAGUCAUCUCGGGUAUAGCAAGUAAACCAAAACAGGACGAUGGUGGAAGAAUUGCAGCUAGGAAUCGCCUAGCUGCCAUAAAAAAUGCAAUGAGAGAGAGAAUUAAGCAGGAAGAACAUGCUGAGGCAGCAGCCUCUGUAGUACCAAAGGAAGUUGAUAAAAUUGUGUUUGAUGCUGGCUUUUUCAGAGUUGAAAGUCCCGUUAAAUCAUUCUCAGGACUUUCUAUCUCUUCUGAACAUCUUUCUCAAAGACUUAGGACACCUAUGUCUGUCAGCAAAGCUGUGUCUGGCGGCAGGGCUGAUCUGGGCCUUCUAAGCCAAACUGCGUCACCAGACAAUCCUGGUCCUCAGAGUACCCGAAGGGAACAUGCUGAUGAGAAGACUUUGCUUUCAGAUAUUCCUGAAAACAGGAACAGCAUAGUAGAAGAUGCUCAGUGUCCUAGAUUACCGGAUUUAAUUGAAAUAAACCAUGUUGUAAGUAAGAUAAACUUUGAGAUGGAUUGUUUACCCAGUGAAAGAAUGAGCUUGCCUCUACUUACUGGUGAAGUGGCAUGUGAUAUUAACACUAACAAAACAGAAGAAAUUUCAGAUGUUGUGGAAGGAAUGGAACUAAAUUCUUCAAUGACAACACAAGAUGUUUUGAUGAGUAGCCCUGAAAAAGAUAUACCAUCACAACAUAACAUCUCACAGGAAGAAGAUACUAAAAUUUUCCAGUCAGUAUUAUUUGAUAAUAAAGGUCUUACUACUGAAUGCCAUCUUCUUGAGUCAACGGACCUAAACUGCAGUAAUCCAUUUACUCCUGUGGAGAGGAGACGUCGAGAACAUGCCAGACACAUUUCCUUUGGUGGUAACCUGAUUACCUUUUCACCGCUAAGGGCCCUCAGUGGGGAACAACCAGAAGAACUCUGAAUGUAAAAAUAAUUCCAACAUUUUCCUUCUUAUUAUCAAUGCUGUGGGGUAUAUUCUUAGAAUACCGAAAGGUUGAAGACUGUACUUUUGUUCACUUCUACUCAACCCAUUUAUAUGGUGUCAUGUAAUAUUUUAAUACUCAGUGUUCAUCCAAGUGUGUUUUAGAUAUGAUACUGUUUCUAAGGGAAGUGGGGAUAUUUUGUACAACAGCCAUGCAGAAUAAAAGAUAUACCAUG